CACGGUGUCGGUGCCGAAGGAUCGUUGCGCGCAUGGCAAACAGCAAACAAUUGUCCGCAGAGGGGCUGCUCUCCCUCCCGGGGGAGCUGCUUUGCAGGGUCUUUGCCCCCCUCUCGCAAGAAAAUCUGAAGGCGCUGUCCCUGGUGAACAAAGCCAGCCUGCAGGCGGUCAAGUCAGCGUACCGAAAUGUGGUUGUCAGAGCAGGGCGGCUCAGAAGCGGAAAGAAAUGGAAUCAGAAGGUGCUGGAACGGGUAGCGGCCCGCUAUUCUGGGGCGCGACGCCUCAGUUUCACCACCCCUCAUGGGGAAGUAGACCUGGAGGCGCUCGCUGCACUCAUGCACAAAAUGCAAGGCUUGGAGGAUCUGGACGUGAGCAACCUGCGGGGGGUGCAUUACGGCAACCUGUUCAGUGAGGGAACUCCCCCCCCGUACAAGAGGCUCAAAAGCCUGACGAUUACGCAGCCUUUGUUGCCGUUUGAUGCGCCCUCGAGGGAUUCUGAAGGGGGGGAAGCAAUGGCCAAAAAGCUAGGGCUACAGGUGUUCUCCUUAGCGGAAGCGCUCCCGCAUCUCGAGUAUCUCAGUAUUGUGCGGCCUGGAGAACCUUCCUCUUAUGACGUUUUCUCAUGGUUUAAAAGAAAGUGUGAGCAUGGAGACGGGAGGGAUAGAGAUUCUGAGAAAGCCUUCUUCAUGGAGCUUCGCGGAUUCUCUCCCUUGAUGGACUUUGCGUCGGGGUCAGCAGUGUUCUCGCAUCUGAGGGAGAUUUAUCUUGAGCGGUGCAUCAUAGAUGACUUUGUGAGCCUAGCCCAAAAGUGCCCUUCUCUGGUCUCCCUGUCCCUGACGAACGUUCGCCACAAGAAGGAGGUCUACUUCUGCGACUGCGCAAUGCCCCAGUUGGAAAGGCUGAAGAUCAUCUCGUCCAGUCAACUUUCCGGUUGCCAAAAGCACGGAGCGAGCGAAGCCGGCUUGGAAGACUGCAUAGAGCAGCUUAGAAAGCUGCGUGUAGGGAUCGUGUCCAGUGCAACAUGGAGCAGUCAAACUCGCUUCUUGCAAACAUUCCUAGAAAUCCAGCAGAGCUGUCGAGAUCUGCAAAGGGUCGAGGUCGACUUUCUGUCUUCAGCCCCGUCUGAUUCGCUGCUGAGGGGAUUGGCAGACACGUUCUCAGGACUUGUUCCAUUCUUCUGUACGGUUCGGAGGAGGGAGGAGAGCAGCAUCCUUGCAAUAGGGCGGGGCAAGCCUGAGUGA
Klebsormidium nitens is the source of this 1241-nucleotide messenger RNA. The record is from the annotation of a GenBank genome assembly. Lineage: Eukaryota; Viridiplantae; Streptophyta; Klebsormidiophyceae; Klebsormidiales; Klebsormidiaceae.